This is a messenger RNA of Endocarpon pusillum Z07020, 3075 nucleotides long. RefSeq lists its product as uncharacterized. The record is from RefSeq and is a predicted model, not a curated record. Gene Ontology annotation, biological process: defense response. Gene Ontology annotation, cellular component: extracellular region. The coding region runs from base 1 to 3075 and encodes 1024 amino acids. NCBI's taxonomy places the organism in Eukaryota, Fungi, Ascomycota, Eurotiomycetes, Verrucariales, Verrucariaceae. The transcript has 5 exons.
AUGCUCUACGAGAGCACCGCAUACACCGUCGCUUUGACAUAUGAGAAUGCGCUUAAAAAAGUUUGCCACUCUUUCGGCGAUUUUCUGUUCAAGCGGUCGACAGGAGCCUACCGAUUCCCAGAUCCCCACGCUCAUCUGACUUCUACUGUACUUGAUAGUGAUGGAAUCGACGGGUGUUGGACCACCUUCAGUCUACACAUCGGAACACCUCCGCAGAUGGUGAGACUCCUGCCUUCUAUUACAGGAAAUACUAUAUGGGUGGUGUUACCACGAGCUUGUCCGAACUCAUCUCCAAAUACCUGCUGGUCAGAUCGUGGGAACAUUUUCACGUCCGACCAGUCGUCGACAUGGGUGGACAAGGGACUGUUCCAAUUGCCUCUCAAUCCUGAGCAUUAUCUACCAUUUAGUGGAGCUGCUAAUUAUGGACUCGAAAAUGUCGCAGUCGGUUCGAACGAUAACGGUGGUGUAAGUCUUCCACAUCAAGUCGUGGUUGGGUACGACACGGAGGAUUUCUACCUUGGUGCUCUGGGGUUGUCGCCCUCGUUGGUCAAUAUCUCAGACUAUACUGACCAGUAUCUGAGCUUAUUGGGGACUCUCAAGAAGGGUAACAACGUCUCUAGCAAUUCGUACGGCUAUACUGCAGGAGCGUCCUAUCAGUUAUUCCCUGCCAGAGAUUUUGGCAGCCUCACCUUGGGUGGCUAUGACUCAACACGAAUGGAUGCAUCAAAGAAUUUGACGAUUCACGGGGUUCAGGACACCUAUCAGCCAAUGCGGCUUGGUAUUAAAGAUAUUAAAGGUGGAUCAACGAAACUUCUGGAUAUGCCUAUUGUUGCUGCUCUGGACUCUAUCGUCUCGCAGAUCUGGCUUCCAAUCUCAGCUUGCAAGAAUUUCGAAUCCGCGUUUGGACUUGUUUGGGACUCAAGAUAUGAGCUCUAUAUCCUAAAUAAAACGCAACGCUCGAUUCUCCUUGAGAAAAAUGCCACCAUCACCUUUACUCUGAGCACUGGCUCGCUGCAACGCACGGACGACCACCUUGACAAAACGUUUCCAUAUGCCGCAUUUGAUCUCAAAGCCAAACCACCUUUCGCCGGUUUGAAUGAGGCUGUGCACUAUUUCCCCCUAAAACAGGCCGCGAACGAGACACAAUACACACUAGGAUUGUUUCCGGCUGUUUUCCCCGACUACAACGUUGAGCCACAUCUAGUCACUAUUAACCCGCCCGAGGGCAUCUCCGAUGGACCCGAUGAUACGGUUCAGAACGUUCAUUCGACAAGCGUGUGGUCUCGAACAGUCAUCAUCUGUACCAUCAGUGGCGGCAUCAUCGUGGUUCUUCUCUUCGUGAUCCGCAUAUCGCUCUGUGUUCAGCGCAAUCGGCAAGAGAAACCUGCUAAGGCAGCUCCCGAGCUAUCAAGCCAUUGGAAGAAAGCCGAACUCGCAGGCAAACGACUCUAUCACAGUGAGCUCCCAAGCCAAGUCGUUUCUACUCUUACGUACGAGCUUGCUUCCCCAAUUGACGUUCAGCACGAAUUAGCAUCUAUUAGGGAGCUUAGAGGUUGGACACGCUCAGAAACAAUGUCUGUCUCCAACUCGCCGUCGCGGGACAUGCCAGGCCAUCGAGGCGGAUCUGGCACGUCAUUUGGUGCGCCUACUGUGAUUGGGAAAGCGGUGCGACCUCACAAACGCGCUGCUAUGAGGUUGCUCUUAUUAUUUCUGUUCGCUCUGACUUUGACUCCCAAAUACCACGCCAUUGCAGAGCAUCACAUGAACAGACCUCCUCUGCAUUGGGUCAAUAAACGCAACUCCAAUGUUCCUCUGCGCAUCACAAACGACUGCGACCAAGACAUUUACCCUGCCAUCCAAACUCAAGCAGGCACCGGACCACCAUCGACUGGCUUCCGCUUGACUCCCGGCAGCAGCAAUGCCCAGUCAGUCAGCGCGGACUGGCAAGGGCGCGUAUGGGGACGAACCAACUGCAGCUUCAACAGCCAGGGCACCGCACCGGCCAAUAACGCACCGGGCCAAGCCUGCUCAACCGGCGACUGCGGCGGCACGCUCGCGUGUCGAGGCUCUGGCCACCCGCCGGCCUCCCUCGCAGAAUUCACCCUGGAAACCGGCUCCUCACAAAGCUACUACGACAUCUCCCUGGUCGAUGGCUACAAUCUGCCCUUAGGAAUUCUCUCCCUCCUAUCCAGCACCACGAACAACACCGAUCUAAGCAACAUCCCCCCAAACCUCACCAACCCAAUCUGCAUCGGCACCUCCACCCUCCUCUCCCCUACGGGGGCAGCAGCAAAAGACUCCACCACCCGGCACGCUCGCGUCUACUACGACAUCUCCCUGGUCGAUGGCUACAAUCUGCCCUUAGGAAUUCUCUCCCUCCUAUCCAGCACCACGAACAACACCGAUCUAAGCAACAUCCCCCCAAACCUCACCAACCCAAUCUGCAUCGGCACCUCCACCCUCCUCUCCCCUACGGGGUCAGCAGCAAAAGACUCCACCACCAACUUCGGCACCAACACCACCUACCCUCUCCCGCUGGAGCAGACCCUCACCCCGUCCACCCUCUUAUCCUGGUGCCCAUGGGACCUCCAACUCUCCCCUCCCCUCCAACCCACCGACGGCAUCUACCCGUACCCGGAUUCCACCAUCCCCCGCCCCGCAUUCAACCCCUGCUUCUCUACCUGUGCCAAAUACUCCUCCCCCAAGGAUUGCUGCACCGGCCGCUACAACAACGCCAACACCUGUCGCCCCAGUCUCUACUCCACCCAAGCCAAGAAGAUCUGUCCCGACGCUUAUAGCUACGCGUUUGAUGAUCAGAGUUCGACGUUCAUCAUCCCCAGCGGAGGCGGGUUCGAGGUGGUGUUUUGUCCCCGGCUGGGCAGGAGUACGAUUAUUUUGAAUGCGCUGGGGAGAGAGUUGAGGGAGUUGGCGCAGCGGGGGGCGGUUACGGGGGAGAUCUUGGAAGGGGCGAGGAAUGUAGGGUGGGAUGGGAUGGGCGGUGGUGGGAGUGAAGGGGACGGAGAUGCGGGGCCGAAGGGGCAGGCGAAGAGAUGGCUUGUCAAUGGUUGGAUGUGA